AUGGCGUUCGACAACCAACCGCCGCUCCCUCUGCCCCACGGUCUUGGGCAGAAAAAUGGACCGAACGAAGGGGCCCCGGAACCAACCGUCCAACCCGGAAGAGGAACGGUCGGAACAGGACGCGACCGCCGUCCACCGCAACUGCUCAACGGGGACAACUUCGCAAUGAUUCCCGUAAGAUACCACCCAUACUCAACUGCGCGGAGAAGCCAGGUGGGACGGACCCUGCGCCCGUCUAACUGGGGAAGAAUUCGCUUGCCGACUUACCGGAAAGAUUUCUACCGUGAACAUACCAGGAAUUCGCAGAGAUCGCCUGAAGAAGUGGAAGCCUACCGGAUCGCCAACGAGAUAACCGUCAAGGGACUCGGCGCCCCCAAGCCCAUCCUGCAUGUCGACGAAGCGGGCCUCCCAGAAACGAUAACAAAGGCAAUCGAGAACCUCAACUCUGGCCACAAGCCGACCGCAUUGCAAGCUCAGUGCUGGCCCAUAGCGCUAAGCGGCAGAGACCUUGUGGCCUUUGAUUGCACAGCCUCGAAAGGGAAGUCACUGGCCUUCCUCGUACCAGCCGUCGUCCAUGCACAAAGCCAGCCGUCUGUACUCGACGAUGCCGGACCCACGGUGAUAGUGCUCACACUUACGCGGGAGGCGGCCCUGCAGGUUCAAGUUGCUGUUCAGGAGCUUAGCAAGGGAUUGGAGAUUCGAACGAUGUAUCUCUUGUCUGGCGAACCGAAGAAGCCGCAGCUGCAACUGCUGGAGGAAGGCGCUGACAUCUGCGUCGCGACUCCUGGCCGCCUCACAGCCUUCAUGGAGGAGGGAAAGGCAAAUCUGGGCCGUUGCACUUUCCUGGCUAUAGAUGAGGCGGACCGCAUGCUGGUGCUGGGGUUCGGCGAGAAGGUUCGGGCCAUCGCGGACAGCAUACGACCCGACCGACAGACGCUCGUGACGCUGACCGUCGGCACGGCAACUCAAGAGCAGCAGAUUCAGCGCGUGGAACACGUCGUCGUUGUUUGCGAGGAGGCCGAGAAGGAGGGCAAGCUCGUCGGCCUGCUGAAGGACAUUCUUAGCGACGAGAGCGACAGGGCAAUCGUAUUUGUCGAGAUGAAGGAAAGGGUAGAAGACCUCGUGUUGACCUUGCGCAGUCGCGGCUGUCCAGCCGUCGGCAUUCACGGCAACAAGACGGAGCAAGAACACCAGUGUGCUUUGGACGCGCUGCGGUCAGGCAAGGCGCCCGUCCUAGUAGCGACCGACGUGGCGACGAGGGCUCUGGAGCUGGACAACGUCCGCUACGUCGUCAGCUGCGACCACCCGAUACACUCGAGCGACUUGCUGCGCCGCUUCAGGCACGCUGCUCGGCCCGACGGGACGGGCAGGAUGUACACGUUCUUGAGGCCCGACGAACGCGAACAUGCCAAGGAGCUGAUGUGGUUCUUACAAGAAAACAAGCAGCCAUUGCCGCCACAGCUUCGUGAAGUCGCGGCGAAAAAGGCGACGCGACAGUAA
Messenger RNA from Rhipicephalus sanguineus (brown dog tick), 1500 nucleotides. Its product is annotated as probable ATP-dependent RNA helicase DDX5. Lineage: Eukaryota; Metazoa; Arthropoda; Arachnida; Ixodida; Ixodidae. The coding region runs from base 1 to 1500 and encodes 499 amino acids. The transcript is spliced from 2 exons. Gene Ontology annotation, molecular function: RNA binding; ATP binding; RNA helicase activity. Gene Ontology annotation, cellular component: ribonucleoprotein complex; cytoplasm; nucleus. The record is from RefSeq and is a predicted model, not a curated record.